Chara braunii is the source of this 3574-nucleotide messenger RNA. The record is from the annotation of a GenBank genome assembly. Lineage: Eukaryota; Viridiplantae; Streptophyta; Charophyceae; Charales; Characeae.
GGCAUGUUUGAAGGACGAUGUCAUCGUGUGUGCAGAGGGGUGGUCCUGAAAUGUGGAGUAGAGGGAUUUUUGGCUCUGUACAUUCACAAAUUGACAUGACUAGGUUCAUGCAGGAAGCCCACUGUGCAUCCCAUUAGUUCACAAUAUUUUGAGGGGACGGAGGGAAAACAAUCCAGGACGGCUGUCACGAAUUGGGUGUCUUACGUUGGGCAGGUUCAUGAUCAACAUGUUAGUGCCUUCUGAAUUGGGCUGGUUAUGUGAGACUACGUGUGUGUGUUUCUCGCGGGCGUCCUGUGACCGGCUGCAGUGGUUGGUCACUGACUGCUUAUAGAUGAGAGGUGGUGUUUAGUGGCGCCCAUGCCGCCCCCUCUUCCGCCUCCUAGUCAAUUGUCCCGACGAGGCUUCUCGUCGCCAAUAUGGAUAUGCCUUCUUCUUUCGAACGUGUUCUUCGCGGGUAUCUUGUUCGGUGUUUCGAUUUGCGUUCACUAUCCAACACAUUUCCAGGCGGCGCCGUCGAGUUCGAUAACCGACUUGCGGCGUGAUCUGCUCUGCUUGUUGAGGCCUCCUUUGUCGUCGUCGCCGGCACGCGCGAUCACAAAUGGUGAACACGAUGAGGGUUGCGAUCCCUCGGUGGGACCGGAACGACUUCCUGCGCUUCAAGGAACUUUCUACCGCAUCCUUGUGCCGUUGGCAGGCGGCGGGCCCAGAAGGGGACUCGAAAAGAAAAUGUGCCUUCGGUUGGCCUCAGAGACCUUCAGACUGCUUAGUCAUGUUCUCAGCGACGAGGAGCUGCUGUCGCUAGGAUCGGCCAAUACUCUGCGGCCAGUCGCCAAUCAGUCAUGGCCAUCGAAAGUAGCUUUUCUCUUUCUGACACGUGGUCCCCUUCCAUUCGCACCGCUCUGGCAAAGGUUCUUCCGCGGACACGAGGACAAGUUCUCAGUCUACGUGCAUGCCACGCCCGGGUUUUCUUUCAGCGAGGAUUCCCCCGAGGUCUUCCAGUCAGCCAUGAUUCGCAGUCAGAAAGUGAGAUGGGGCGAGCCGAGUCUUGUAGAUGCGGAGCGGCGGUUGCUGGCGACAGCUCUCGUGGAUUUCCAGAACCAGCGGUUUGUGUUGUUGUCGGAGUCGUGCGUUCCAAUCACCAAUUUUACGUACGUGUACAAAUACCUUAUGGGUACGAACAAGAGUUUUACGGACUGCAUAAAUGAUCAGAGCCCUUGGGGUAGGGGUCGAUACCGAUGGGAGAUGAUGCCGGAGAUUCAUAUCGACCAGUGGCGGAAAGGUGCGCAGUGGUUCGGACUGAACCGGCAGCACGCGGUUGCGGUCAUUUCCGACAGCAAGUAUUAUCCGAAGCUCAGAAAAUACUGCGUGCCGCAUUGUUACGUCGACGAGCAUUACCUUCCAACCAUGCUUUCAAUAAUAGACGCACGAGGGUUAGCGAACCGAACAACCACGUACACAGAUUGGUCACGUGGCGGACAGCAUCCGAGGACGUUCUCGGCACAAGAUAUCACUGCGGAAUUCAUUCGAAGCAUCCAGAACGACGCCAGAUGUACUUACAAUGGUCAGCCUAAUCAGCCCUGCUGGCUGUUUGCGAGAAAAUUUGAACCCUCUGCACUGCAUCCACUCAUGAAAACUCUACAAUUUUAGCAGAGCCCCUUUCCCACAUUUCCAUCGUCAUCAUCGUCUCGUCGUUGUCGUCACAGUCUCGUCAUAUCGUCUCAUCAUCCUCGUUAUUGUCAUCAUCUCUCAUCAUCGUCAUUUUAUCAUGUCGUCAUCGUUGUCACUGCCCUGUCGUCGUCUCACCGUCUCGACUUCAUCGUUGUCACUGUCUGUGUCGUCAUCUUCAUCAUCAUCGUCUCACCUUCUCGUCAUCAUCGUCAUCAUCGUCGUCACCGUCUCAUCAUCUUCAUCAUCGUCUCACCAUCUUCAUCGUCAUCACUGUCUCAUCAUCCUCAUUAUUGCCGCAUCAUCAUCUCAUCAUGUCAUCAUCGUCGUCAUCGUCGUCAUCAUCGUUAUCAUCAUUAUCAUCAUCAUCAUCGUCCUCGUCAUCAUCCUUCUGCUGAAUUCUGCCGGAGGUGAAACACUGCCAUUUUCUUUUUCUGCCUCACUGCUCCUUCCUGUUCUUUUUGACUCUUUUGAGAUCUGUCGGUCUGUUUGCGUGGCCGUACAUUCAUUCAUUCGUUGGUCGGUUGGUUGGUUGGUUGCUUGCUUGGUUAGUAGGCUGGUUGGUUGGUUCGCUUGAUUGCUCAUUAAUUCCUUUGUUUGUUAAUCAGUCUUUCAUCAAUUCACUCAUUGUCCUCCUCCUCCUCCUCCUCCUCCUCCUCCUCCGCCUCCUCCUCUGCAGCCGCUGCAACCCUGGCUGGCUGCUGCUGCUGGUCAGUUGAUUUGUCGAACUGUUCCUAAUUGGAUUUUCCUAAUUCAGAAGUUAUGUUGCUGGUGUUUUAUCAGCGCUCUAUUUGAAAAGUAGAGUACAUUGUGAUUCUUUUUCCAAGGAGACGCAGGAGGAGGAAGUGCAAGAGGAAGACCACAUGCAUUUUGCAUCUUGUGCUGGUUUCGUUUCAAUUCGUUCUAAUGUUGCAGAAAGAGGCGAAGAGGAAGAAGACCACAUGCAUUGCAUCUUGUGCUGGUUCUGUGGAUCAAGAACGAACGGAGAGAUGGUUGGUGAGAGUUGAUAAGAGUUGCGUCUAUAUAGACUUGGCUCUGACCACAUGCAUUGCAUCUUGUGUCUGGCCAUCUCUGGCUAUAUAGACUUGACACAAACUGUCAGCACUGGCUACACAUGGCCAUCUCUAGCUAUAUAUAGACUUGACACUCGCCCUAUAAGUGGCCAUAUAUCUGAUUCUGUAGACUGGGGGUCUAACCCCAUACACAGCCAUCACUGGCUAUAUACACUUGAAGAAGCUGACCACAUAGACGGCCAUUGCUGACUAUCUAUACUGGCGCUAACGCCGUGCAUGACCAUCUCUGGCUAUGUAUAGAUUUGACACUCACCCUAUAAGUGGCCAUAUCUGAUUAUGUAGACUGGGGGCCUAACCCCAUACACAACAAUCACUGGCUAUAUAGACUUGGCACUAACCCCAUACCCAGCCAUGAGCCAUGACUGGCUAUAUAGACUUGACACUCACCCCAUCGACUGCCAUCUCUGACUAUCUAAAAGGUUUCUAACCCCAUGCAUGGCUAUCUCUGGCUAUAUAUAUAGGCUUGACUAUGUCAAAGGUUUCUAACCCCGUGCAUGGCUCUCUCUGGCUAUAUAUAUAGGCUUGACAAUCACCCUAUAGACGGCCAUCUGUGACUAUCUAGGCUUGACACUUAACACCAUGCAUGGCUCUCUCUGGCUAUGGAGCCCUUACACUUACCCCACACUUGGCCAUUCCUCUGGGUUUGUGAGAUUGACACUGACGCUGACACCCCCUGUGUGGCCAUCUGGGUCCUCACCCCCUUCAUGGCCGUGUGGCCAUGUCGAGUGGGCAUUCACACCCCAUACCUUGGCGACCGCUCAUCGCACGCAGUCGCCUCAAAAUUUAAUGACUCCAUCUUGAGAAGUUGUGACAUUGAAUGAAUUUGUAACGGGGGA